Molecule: messenger RNA, 2331 nt
Organism: Sphenostylis stenocarpa
Lineage: Eukaryota; Viridiplantae; Streptophyta; Magnoliopsida; Fabales; Fabaceae
Source: the annotation of a GenBank genome assembly
AUGGACUUGAGCGAAGAAGUUAGGGCAGCGCACAAGCGAGAGUUCGCCGAUUUCUUGGAUCAAGAUGUGGGGAAGGGCAUAUACAUGGACGAAAUCAAAGCCCUAAUCAACCACAAGCGUCACCGCCUUAUCGUCAACAUCUCCGAUCUUCACAACUUUCGCGACUUGGGUAACAGGAUUAUCAGGAGUCCAAGUGAGUAUAUACAACCGUUCUGUGAUGCGGUGACGGAAGCUACUCGUGCUAUUGAUCCCAAGUAUUUGAAGGAAGGGGAACAAGUGCUUGUGGGAUUUGAAGGUCCCUUUGUUUCUCGCCGAGUCACGCCAAGAGAGCUUCUCUCUGAAUUCAUAGGUUCUAUGGUCUGUGUUGAGGGAAUUGUCACCAAAUGUUCUCUUGUGAGGCCGAAGGUUGUUAAAAGUGUUCAUUUCUGCCCCACCACGGGAAACUUUACUUCUCGCGAAUAUCGUGAUAUUACAUCUAAUUUGGGUUUGCCCACAGGAUCAGUGUACCCUACAAGGGAUGAAAAUGGCAACUUACUUGUGACCGAGUAUGGAUUGUGCAAAUACAAAGAUCAUCAAACAUUAUCCAUUCAAGAAGUUCCUGAGAACUCUGCUCCUGGUCAACUCCCAAGAACAGUAGAUGUCAUUGUAGAAGAUGACCUUGUUGAUUCUUGCAAGCCUGGAGAUCGAGUGGCAAUUGUGGGAAUAUAUAAGGCUCUUGCAGGGAAAAGUAAAGGCAGUGUGAAUGGAGUAUUCAGGACUGUGCUCAUAGCCAACAAUGUUUCUCUUCUCAACAAAGAGGCUAAUGCACCAAUCUACAGCCCUGAAGAUCUCAAAAACAUAAAAAAGAUAGCUGAAAGAGAUGAUGCAUUUGACCUGCUAAGUAAUUCGCUUGCACCUUCUAUAUAUGGGCAUUCUUGGAUAAAGAAAGCAGUGAUUUUGUUGAUGCUUAGUGGAGUGGAGAAGAACUUAAAGAAUGGCACUCACUUGCGAGGUGACAUUAACAUGAUGAUGGUUGGUGAUCCCUCUGUUGCCAAGUCUCAACUCUUGAGAGCAAUUAUGAACAUUGCUCCUUUGGCCAUAUCAACUACAGGCCGGGGUUCUUCCGGGGUUGGUUUGACAGCCGCAGUUACUUCAGAUCAAGAAACAGGAGAGAGAAGGCUAGAAGCUGGGGCAAUGGUUCUUGCCGACAGAGGUGUUGUCUGCAUUGAUGAAUUUGACAAGAUGAAUGAUCAAGACCGUGUUGCUAUACAUGAAGUUAUGGAGCAGCAGACUGUAACUAUUGCUAAAGCUGGUAUCCAUGCAUCACUGAAUGCCCGAUGCAGUGUGGUUGCCGCUGCGAAUCCCAUAUAUGGAACUUAUGAUCGUUCAUUGACUCCAACCAAAAAUAUUGGGCUUCCAGACUCCUUGCUUUCUCGAUUUGAUCUGCUGUUUAUUGUGUUAGAUCAAAUGGAUCCUGACAUUGAUCGUCGAAUAUCAGAGCAUGUACUUCGUAUGCAUAGAUUUCGUUCUUCUGUUGAUGGAGGUGAGGCAGCGCUUGCUGGUAGCUCAAGAUAUGGAAGAGAAGACGAAGCUGAUGCGGACUCAUCUAUCUUUGUCAAAUAUAACAGAAUGUUACAUGGGAAGAAAACAGAAAGAGGUCGCAAGCGUGAUACACUUACAAUUAAGUUUCUUAAAAAAUACAUCCACUACGCUAAGCAUAGGAUUCAGCCUGAACUGACUGAUGAGGCAUCGGAGAACAUUGCCACAGCCUAUGCUGAGCUCAGAAAUGCAAGUUCAAAUGCAAAGACUGGAGGAACACUUCCCAUAACUGCCAGAACUUUAGAAACCAUCAUACGUCUCUCAACAGCACAUGCCAAAUUGAAAUUGAGCAGAAAGGUUUCAAAGUCUGAUGUUGAAGCUGCUUUGAAGGUUCUAAAUUUUGCAAUAUAUCACAAAGAACUUACAGAAAUGGAGGAGCGUGAGCAAGAGAGAGAGAAAGAGCUAGACAGGAAGCGCAAGGCUGAUCACAAUGAAAAUGAUGGUCCUGAUCGUGGUCCUAAAGAUAGAAGAGGGUCAACAUCAGCAGCAGAUGCCAUGGAAGUAGAUGAUACCUCAGCAGCUGAAGCUGCUGUUGGACUCACCCCUGCAAGAAUUGAAGCAUUUAAUUCUCAAUUUGGUCAGCAUAUGCGUGCCAAUCGCCUGGAUCUCAUAGCUAUUGCAGACGUAGAGGACGUUAUCAACAGAGGGGCAGAUUCGCCUUACAGCGCAGCAGAUAUACUACUACUAUUAGAGAGGUUGCAAGAUGACAAUAGAGUGAUGAUAGUUGAUGGAAUGGUGCAUAUGAUAUCAUAA